GCUGCUGUGGUGAAGUAGGAGGAGGAGCCGAGUGGGCGCUGGCACCAAGGCCUGACCAUGGACGAGGAAUACGAUGUGAUCGUGCUGGGGACUGGCCUUACCGAAUGCAUCCUGUCGGGCAUCAUGUCUGUGAAUGGAAAGAAGGUGCUGCACAUGGACCGGAACCCCUAUUAUGGGGGUGAGAGCUCCUCCAUCACACCCCUGGAAGAGCUAUAUAAGCGCUUUCAGUUGUUGGAGGGGCCUCCUGAGUCGAUGGGCCGAGGACGAGACUGGAACGUUGACUUGAUCCCCAAAUUUCUCAUGGCUAAUGGUCAGCUGGUAAAGAUGCUUCUGUAUACGGAAGUGACUCGAUACUUGGACUUCAAAGUGGUUGAGGGCAGCUUUGUGUACAAGGGGGGCAAGAUCUACAAAGUGCCAUCCACUGAGACUGAGGCCUUGGCUUCUAAUUUGAUGGGCAUGUUUGAAAAACGGCGCUUCCGCAAGUUCCUGGUGUUUGUGGCAAACUUUGAUGAGAAUGACCCCAAAACCUUCGAGGGAGUCGACCCUCAGACCACCAGCAUGCGUGAUGUCUACAGGAAGUUUGACUUGGGUCAGGAUGUCAUUGACUUCACUGGCCAUGCCCUGGCUCUCUACCGUACUGAUGACUACCUGGAUCAGCCCUGUCUUGAGACUAUUAACCGCAUCAAGUUGUACAGCGAGUCCCUGGCUCGGUAUGGCAAGAGCCCAUAUUUAUACCCACUCUAUGGCCUGGGUGAGCUGCCCCAGGGCUUUGCAAGAUUGAGUGCCAUCUAUGGGGGGACAUACAUGCUGAACAAACCUGUGGAUGACAUAAUCAUGGAGAAUGGCAAGGUGGUGGGAGUGAAGUCUGAGGGAGAGGUGGCCCGCUGUAAGCAGUUGAUCUGUGACCCCAGCUACAUCCCAGACCGUGUGAGGAAGGCUGGCCAGGUUAUUCGCAUCAUCUGUAUCCUUAGCCACCCCAUCAAGAGCACCAAUGAUGCCAAUUCCUGUCAAAUCAUCAUCCCCCAGAACCAGGUCAACAGGAAGUCAGACAUCUACGUGUGCAUGAUCUCCUACGCACACAAUGUGGCUGCACAGGGCAAGUACAUUGCCAUUGCCAGUACCACCGUGGAGACUGCAGAGCCGGAAAAGGAGGUUGAGCCUGCAUUGGAGCUGCUGGAACCCAUUGACCAGAAGUUUGUGGCUAUCAGUGACUUGUAUGAACCCAUUGACGAUGGUUCUGAGAGCCAGGUGUUCUGUUCCUGCUCCUAUGAUGCCACCACACACUUUGAGACCACCUGCAAUGACAUCAAAGACAUCUACAAACGCAUGGCCGGCUCAGCAUUUGACUUUGAGAACAUGAAGCGCAAACAGAAUGAUGUCUUUGGAGAGGCUGAUCAGUGAUUGCUGACUCCCCUUUCCCCCAGCCCGUACUGCCCUUGCCCCCAUCUGUCUGUCCUCUAGGGCUGGGGAGAUGGUAUAGCUGGGCAUCCCUGUUUCCAGCAUCUUCUGCUUCCCCCACCACAUUCCCAUCAGCCACCUCAUUGAUUCACUGACCAAAUCCUUAACCUUAGUGAUGGUUUGGGAAAUGGGGAUUGGAUAGCAUCCUCUUUCUUGGCCCUUGUCCUAGUGAUAGAGGAGAUUCCUCUUCCUCUUCUUGUGUGUCCCCCUCCCCCCAGUUCUGCUCUGUUUGGGAAAGAAGUGGAGGAAAGCUGACUUCUGCCCCCACUGCUCUUACCCCAAUGUAGUGGCCUUUGGAGAUAUCCCCUGCCUCCCCCCACCAACUCUUGCGUGUUGGAGAGAAGGGGCCCUCCCAGCACAAAUUGCAUUCCCCCCUAUAAUUUAUUCUAAUUUAUUAACUUUGGCCUAUCUGUCUGAGCCCACAGCCUUUCAUGCAGCCUGGGGCUGUAGAGUGAGCUGCCCUGGCCCCUCCCAGUCCUAGCAAAGCCUGGGAAGGGAAAGGGCUUAGGUGUGGCCCCCUCUAAGGUUGUUAUGUUUUUAUUCCUUGUCUUUGUGCUUUGUGUUUUCUGUUACUUGUUGAGAAAAGAAGUAUGAGCAAAGCAGGAGGUGGGAAAGUGGAUCCAAACCCCAGUGUGCCCUGCCCCAUGCCUUUCCUUUAGUGGUGGGAAGCCCUUAUCUUGCAAAGUGAAUGUGUCCCCUUCCCCAACCUCUAGUGUAUUUCACAGAAAACAAAAUCUCCCAAUAAAACUGUUGAAACCUGA
Nannospalax galili (Upper Galilee mountains blind mole rat) is the source of this 2219-nucleotide messenger RNA. RefSeq names its product GDP dissociation inhibitor 1 (gene Gdi1). Gene Ontology annotation, molecular function: Rab GDP-dissociation inhibitor activity. The coding region runs from base 58 to 1401 and encodes 447 amino acids. The record is from RefSeq and is a predicted model, not a curated record. Lineage: Eukaryota; Metazoa; Chordata; Mammalia; Rodentia; Spalacidae. Gene Ontology annotation, biological process: small GTPase-mediated signal transduction; protein transport; vesicle-mediated transport. The transcript has 11 exons. Gene Ontology annotation, cellular component: cytoplasm.